Molecule: messenger RNA, 4982 nt
Organism: Hyla sarda
Lineage: Eukaryota; Metazoa; Chordata; Amphibia; Anura; Hylidae
Gene: PANX2
Product: pannexin 2
Exons: 4
Coding region: 2416-4455 (679 amino acids)
Biological process (GO): positive regulation of interleukin-1 production; monoatomic cation transport
Molecular function (GO): channel activity
Source: RefSeq, a predicted model, not a curated record
UGAAGGUAAAAAUAUAAGAAUGUAAAAGAAUAAGAGGAAUAAAAGAGAGUAAGAAUGAAGUAAAGAGAUAGUGUCCAAUGAUAAAAUAAUAUUUAAUAUUUAAUAGGUACAUUCACAGUCUUCAGCAGGGCCCUUGCCUCAGACUGUCUAUAAAUAAAAAUGCUAUAAAAUAAGUUAAAAGAUUAAUGCAAAAAUAUUUAUACAGUAUUUCUCAUAUAAGAAUGUUCAUGCAAUACUAGGUGCUACCCCUUGGGACAGGUCAGGGAAAAUAGGACAUUCGGCAAUUUAAGCAAUUAAAGUGCUGCAGGUGCUGGAGUUAGUAUAGUCUUUCCACAAUUAAAAUUCACUUGAUAUAGUCAUUGUUUUAUCUACAAAGACAGCUACGUGUCUGGAUUGUAAUAAUAUCAGUUGAAAGUAUUUGGUGGCAGAAUUUUUUAAUCGCUGGAGGCCCCCUUUUUUGAGCCCACUUUACCCUGUCGGCACAGGGCUAGGUGUAAGCGGUCUCAAAGCUGGGGGUUUACUGUUGUAUAAUCGGUUGCUCUGGUUAAUAGCUUCAGAACCUCGCUACCACCGACCUCGCAGGGACUAAUGUGCAGGGUUCUGAGCGCAAUGAUGUUAGACACAAUAACACAGAGAGUUCACAAUUUGUAAUCCUUUGGAACCUCGCUAGAGCUGUUAUGUGGCACUAUGUGCCUCUUACCGGAUUCUUCGCUGUAGCUAGCCAGCGGUUCCUGAUUAAUUUUGGAAUCCGUGCAGAAGAUUCCUAGGUUCAAAGUCCUCCUUUGUGUUCACAAGUAGGGGGGAGGGUAAAAAGUGUUCUAGGGCUAGACGCGUUUCAGGGAGCCUUGGCCCCUUUUUCAAUAGCAGUGAGAACUGAAUGUCUUAGUCCAAAAAUUAUAAACCAAACCCUGGGAAGACCCCUUUAAAUCUAGGGGUAGAUAGAAAACAGAAACAAAGGUACCGAACACAGGGAGCUACAGAUGGGAAGAACAGAGGCAUCAAUUCCCAGCUCAAUUCAAAACUGACUUGUAAAUAAAUUGCGGCCGCAGACCAGACAGCAAAAAUGUAUUCAAUUAGUUCAGAUCAGAACCAUACAUAAAUCAUACCUUGGGCCAGACACUGAAAUACAGACACCUAAAUUCCUCAGAACCAGCCUCUCCCUAAAAAAAUAGAAAACGCCAGACUAGACUCUUAUAUACUUGUCCACUUAAUCCUCUCCAUUUUUAUGCAUCACCACACAUGAUGUACCUUGCACAGCACAGCUUGUCACACAAUGUGCUGACAUGUCCAGAGCUGCACAAACAAUGGCCCAGAUUUAUCAAUCUGUCUGAGGCAAAAACUGUCUGGUUUUGCACAUAGCAACCAAUCACAGCUAAGCUAUUAUUUUACGACAUUUCAUUAAGAUAUAAAAGCUGACCUGUGAUUGGUUGUUAUGGGCAAAUUACUCCAGUUUUUUGUCUUGGACAGAUUUAUAAAUCUGGGCCAGUGUCCUGAUUCAAUGACCUGUGCCAAGCUCCACGAAGACUGAGCAUCAUGGAUGAUGGCCUAGGUUCCCUCAAGAGUUGCUGCCACAUUGUCAAGGUUUGACCCAUGGUAGGCCAAAGACAGACCCACAAGAGCGACUCAUAGGGAAUCUGCUUCCCAUCCAUACUCUAGAAUGUCUCAAAAUCCAGAUCUGCAAAUUUAAGCACAAUAUAGCAUAUUUCAUCUGUGCUGUAAAUUAUUUCAAUGUUCCUCUUGUAAACACUAGCAUAAUACAAGGUCACAUUUGGACUAGAAUACUAGUUUAUCUAAUGCUAUAUGAUUUUAAUAAUAUUAUUAAUAGAUUAUUGCCACCAACUUCCAUUACUGUGCAUGAAAAAUGUACAAUAUAUAUAUAUGUUCCCUGCUAUAUAAACAUUUAUAUAACAGUCACAAAGCUGCAUUGCAUAAAAAAUUUGCUGUAGACAUCAGGAAUGAAGGGAAAAGCAGAAAUCUAGUCAAAUGGUAAUGGAAUAGCCUAUCUGAUCCUGUCUCUGGGAGGGAGAGAGAACACAUAUUGUUGCAUAGAGCAGUGAAGCUUGUAAUGCUUUACCACAGAAAGAGACCCCGCCUCCUUUCUGUAGCCUGCAGUAAAUGGAAUCGCUAUGUAUCUUUUCUUCUCUCUUCAUAUGGCUGAAACGAAUACCUAUUUACAACCCAUCCUUCGUCCAUGAGAAACUGAACUGAGAUUGCAGAUGAGAACAUUCCAGCUAUCUUGCAGCAUUAGGGACAGGUUUCCAGGCGAAUGACAGUCUCACUUCACUCAUCCUCAUUUGAACGUUUGCCGGCUUGCAGAGACAUGCAAUACUUGACUUCUCGGAACCAGCAGCAGUUACCUCAGUAGCUGGUGACAACACGUAAAAGCAAAGCCUCCAAUCAAAAUCACAAACGCUUAUGCAACAUAUCAUUGAUAACCAUCCAGACAUGGCUACUGCUUUGCUAGCUGGAGAGAAACUGAAAGAAUUGAUACUGCCGGGGCCGCAGGAUGAUAAGGCUGGAUCUUUGGCAAGUCUCUUGGUCCAGCUGAAACUAGAACUGCCCUUUGACCGCGUGGUUACUAUUGGCACAGUUCUUAUCCCCAUACUUCUGGUAACCUUAGUCUUCACGAAAAACUUUGCUGAGGAACCUAUAUAUUGCUACACACCUCACAACUUCACCCGGGACCAAGCAUUGUAUGCCAGAGGAUAUUGCUGGACAGAACUUAAAGAUGCACUUCCAGGUGUGAAUGCUAGCCAAUGGCCUUCAUUGUUUGAACACAAGUUCCUGCCAUAUGCUCUACUGGCCUUUGCUGGAAUCAUGUAUAUACCCGCCCUAGGAUGGGAGUUCCUUGCCUCAACAAGGUUGACUUCAGAAUUGAACUUUCUACUUCAAGAAAUUGACAACUGCUACCACCGAGCCGCAGAGGGAAGAGCACCCAAAAUUGAAAAGCAAAUUCAAUCAAAGGGUCCAGGUAUUACAGAGAGAGAGAAGCGUGAGAUUAUAGAAAAUGCAGAGAAGGAAAAAAGCCCUGAACAAAACCUUUUUGAAAAAUAUCUAGAAAGACGAGGUCGUAGUUAUUUUUUAGCUAAACUAUAUUUAGCAAGACAUUUGUUCAUUAUAUUUUUAAGUAUCAUACCGAUUACUUACUUAAGUACUUAUUAUGCUACGCAGAAGCAGAAUGAGUUCACAUGUGCAAUAGGAGAGCCCCAUCUAAAAACUACUAGCUCAAAAUUGCUUAUAUGGGUAAAUUGCAAGUUGCCAUCUGUUCAGCUCCAAAGAAUUAUUGCUGCAGUAGAUAUUUUUCUUCUUAGUUUCAUAAACUUAAUAAUCCUCAUUAAUUUAAUACACCUCUUCAUAGUAAGAAAGUCCAAUUUUAUUUUUGACAAAUUAAAUAAGGUUGGCAUAAAGACUAAGAAGCAAUGGCAAAAAUCCCAAUUUUGUGACAUAAAUAUUCUAGCCUUGUUUUGUAAUGAAAACCGUGACCAUAUCAAAUCUUUAAAUCGCCUUGAUUUCAUAACCAAUGAAAGCGACCUUAUGUAUGACAAUGUGGUUCGCCAACUACUGGCAGCAUUAGCACAGUCUAACUAUGAUGCCACACCUACAAUGCGAGAUUCUGGGAUGCAAACUGUGGACCCAAGUCUAGACCCAGCAGAUAUUGAUGUCAAUGAACAGCUUGUUGUAAAGCGACCUAGAAAGAAAAUGAAGUGGAUCCCAAGUAGCAACCCAUUACCCCAACCCUUUAAGGAACAGUUAGCCAUAAUGAAGGUUGAAAAUAGUAAGCCAGAAAAGCCAAAGCCAGUAAGGAGGAAAACUGCUUCAGACACUUUAAUGGCUCCACUUUUGGAAGCUUCUUCCAAAUCAUCACCCCAGUCUUUAUGUCAAAAGAUUGAUGCCAGCACCAUGUCAAGCAUGAUCAGUGAAAAAAAACAUUCUCGGCACUUCUCUUUAGAUGUUCAACCGUAUGUUCUUAGCAAUAAAAAGGCCAAACCAGAGACACAGGACACUGCUCCUAUUGCAACAUCUGAAAGCCAAGAGAAUGGUUUCUUAAGCCAAAAAGAAGGUGUGAUGUCAGCCUCUGUCAAAGAUGUGUCAAAAGCUACUAACAUUAUUGAGAAAGAAAACCAGCCAUUAUCUGAAAGCUGUAUAGAUAUUUCAGUCUCUGGAACAUUUCUCACUUGUAGCAAUCGCAUAGCGAGCACUGCAGUUUCAACGUCAAGUGUUACCCUCAGUCAGGUGAAACCAGAGCCAAUGAGUGUAUUUAACCGCAAUCCAACUCAUCCUUUGCUUCACAUAAGCACUUUAUAUGAGGACAGAGAGGAGCAUGUUACUACUCUAAUAGAUAGGGGCAACUCCUCUCCCGAUUCAGCAGAUAUCAUUUCAGUUAUACCACCAAAGCAAGUCAUGUUAACUCCUUAUGAAGAACCUAGGGCUAUUAUAAGUUCAGUGGACUAUUAGAUUUAAUAGACUGUAUUACACCACCAUGCAACCUCACUGCAUGAGCAUGGAAUAUAAAAAUGAGCUACCUUUUAAAUAUGCAACCGGCAAGUUUCAUACACGGCUUAGUCACCACUGUUGGGGAUCUAAAGAUUCUUCCAUGUAGUCAGCAGUGUAAAGCACACGUUAUAUUGACUCUACCAGAUAAUGCAGCAUGAUACUCAGGCAGUAUACAAACAGUUGGCUAACUUUAAAUUGGCCAGAAUAUCCACCCAUAAUUAAAGAACAUAUAAUAGUGCUGUGGGUUAUGUUUGGUUUAAAAACACAAGCUAUAAAUAGAGGAAUUUUUAUUGUAAUUCAAAAAUGUUAUUUAUUGGAGGGCCUUUGAAAUACAAUAAGAAUUGCUAUUAGUUUGAGGUGCCGAAUUCUUGCCGUAAUUUCAGCAUCUUUUAAUUUUUAUUUUUUAUGAGAAAUUAAAGGGGUACUCUGCUGGAAAACAUUGAAUUUUUUCUUUUUUUUAAAUCAACUGGUGCCAGAAAGUUAAACCG